AUGCCAGAGUACGACAGUCAAAAGGCCGCCAAAGCGAUUGAAGGGGCGAUCGAUUUCGCUUCAGUGGGACUAAAACUCUUCGUCCCUUUCCAAAAGAAACAACAGCUGCUGGAGCAAUCGGCCGACUGCAUCGCCGUACAGACGCUGCUGAAGACACUCGGGAUCGAGUUUCAAAUCGUAGAAGCGGCGAACACAGAGUGGAGAUCGAGAAACGGCAAUGUUCCUGUCCUCUCCGACAAGUCGAAGAUCUACUCUGGCGUCAAGGAGAUUCAGGAAGUGUUGAAGAAGAAGGAGAUCGUGCACACGCCCUCUCCCGAAGACAGUGAUCUCGAGAAACGUCUCUUCAGUCUAAUAGACGUCCUCAAGCGCGUGGAACUGUAUCACUCAUGGCUGGACCAAACGACUGUGCUCAAUGUGACGAAGAAGAGAUACACCGAACCACUGGAUGUUUACUGGUUUUUCCGUGGGUUCGUGUUUAAAAAUAGACGCGAUAACGUGCUCAAACACCUCGCUCUCCACAAUUGGGACGUUAUGACAAGAAAAGACGUACUCCGCGAGUUCGCAAAUGUACUCGCUGUGUUUUCGGGUGUUCUUGGAGAGAAGACGUAUUUAUUCGGCGAGCGCAUCUCCGAGCUCGACUGUUUGCUGUUCGGCCAUUUAUAUGCGAUUUUAACGACCAAGUACGUCGGCACUUUCGGCGGCGACCUGCAGCAAACCAUCGCCAGAUUCAACAACCUCAUCAACCACACGAAAGAGCUAGAUAGACUCUCCUGCUGGGGCCGUUUCUAG
Molecule: messenger RNA, 789 nt
Organism: Oikopleura dioica
Lineage: Eukaryota; Metazoa; Chordata; Appendicularia; Copelata; Oikopleuridae
Source: the annotation of a GenBank genome assembly